Molecule: messenger RNA, 708 nt
Organism: Canariomyces notabilis
Lineage: Eukaryota; Fungi; Ascomycota; Sordariomycetes; Sordariales; Chaetomiaceae
Exons: 1
Molecular function (GO): acid phosphatase activity
Source: RefSeq, a predicted model, not a curated record
AUGGCCAAGGGCAAAAAAAUCUCCAAGACUGCCGAGUCAACAAUAAAUACCUCAACAACCUCCUCCUCCCCGACCUCAUCCAGCAACCGCAACCCUCCAAAAUCCACCCCUUACCCCUACCUGCACGACGGCCUCCCCCUCCCACGUCUAAUCGUCCUCGACCUCGACUACACCCUCUGGCCCUUCUACUCCGACAUCCACAUCUCCCCGCCGAUCCGCCUCGUCAACACCACCACCACCACCAAUUCCAACUCCAGUCCCAACCCACCCACCGUCGCGGACCGCAACGGCGAGCUCUUCACCCUCUACCCCGACGCACCACAUAUAUUACGCCUCAUCUCCAAUUCCUUCCCCCACACCCGUCUCGCCGUGGCAAGCAAAUCUCCCGUAGGGGAUCUCUGUCGGGAGGUUCUCAAGCUAUUGCGUCUGCCGCCUCCUGCACCGGAGGGGACUGCUUCUAGUGGUGGAGGCCCGAAGCGGACGAUUGACGCGUUCGACGCCGGGCUGGAGAUCUACGAGGGCACCAAGCUGCGGCAUUUUGAGGUGCUGGCCAAGCGGACAGGGAUAGCAUUCCGGGACAUGCUUUUUUUUGACGAUGAGCGGCCGAAUCUGGAAGUGGAGAGUCUGGGCGUGACCAUGAGGCUUGUGCGGGAUGGGCUGACGUGGGAGGAGUUUGAGAAGGGGAUUUGGCAGUGGCGGGGGAAUCAG